This is a messenger RNA of Didymosphaeria variabile, 1005 nucleotides long. RefSeq names its product short-chain alcohol dehydrogenase. The record is from RefSeq and is a predicted model, not a curated record. The coding region runs from base 1 to 1005 and encodes 334 amino acids. The transcript is spliced from 4 exons. NCBI's taxonomy places the organism in Eukaryota, Fungi, Ascomycota, Dothideomycetes, Pleosporales, Didymosphaeriaceae.
AUGGGACAAAGAUCCUCCCUAGUACUCGGUCUACAGCAGACGUUCUUCCUGCCCAAGCCAGCAUUUACGGAGAAAGAGCUGGGUGAUUUAUCUGGGACGGUCACCAUCCUCACAGGCGGCUACGCCGGAAUCGGACUGCAGCUGGCGCACAUCCUAUACGGCGCCAAUGCGACCAUCUAUGUCGCUGGGCGAUCACAAGAAAAGGCGACCCGGGCCAUCCAGGAGAUUCAGCAAGCGCACCCGGAAUCAAAAGGCAAGCUUCACUUUCUACACGUGGAUCUUGCGGACCUCUCCACCAUCAAGCCCGCUGUCGAAGAGUUCAUGAAGAAAGAGGAGAGGUUAGAUGUCCUAAUGAAUAACGCGGGGGUAAUGUGGCCGCCCGACGGGAGUAAAAGCGCGCAGGGGCACGAUCUGCAAAUCGGCACAAACGUAUACGGUCCGUUUCUUUUGACGCAUCUGCUUCGUCCAAUGCUUGUCGAGACGGCAAAGAGGAGUGCAGAGGGGAAAGUGAGGGUGUGUUGGGCGGGCUCGAUUGGAAUAGAGUGGGCUGCGCCUCCUGGAUCCGUGCUUUUCGAGACGAAAGGUGGAGAGGAGAGGGUGAAGGAGGGAUUAGAUAAGAUCCCGACGUACGGCAUGAGUAAGUGCGCAAACGUAAUGCUUGGUGUUGAAGGGGCGAGGAGGGAUGGCGCAGAUGGUAUCAUCCAUACCAGCUUCAACCCUGGCAACCUGUACUCGGAGCUUACACGGCAUGCGGGCUGGAUUCAAAGAAUGGCGUUGAAGCCUGUCUUGUAUCCGACCAAAUUCGGAGCCUAUACCGAGCUAUUCUCAGGAUGGUCGCCAGAAGUCACUAAAGAGAAGAAUGGGUGCUAUGUGCUGCCGUGGGGACGGAUUGGGACGUACAAUGUGGCCAUAGAGAAAGCUAUUGAGAAGAACGAAAAUGGGGGCGAAGGCAAGGCGGAGAAGCUGUACGAGGUCUGUUGGGAUAUCACGAAGGCGUAUAUGUAG